Molecule: messenger RNA, 673 nt
Organism: Paramecium sonneborni
Lineage: Eukaryota; Ciliophora; Oligohymenophorea; Peniculida; Parameciidae
Source: the annotation of a GenBank genome assembly
AUGAAAUUGUGGCUAUUAAAGAAUACAAAAAAAUAAAUCAAAAUGAAUACAAAGCAAUUUAUAAAAAGAAUUUCAGUCAUAUAAUUAAAAUCAAAGUAAUAAAUUAGAUUGAAUUCAUUUCCAAUAAUUGUCUAAAAAAUUGAUUAUCAAAGAUUGAACUAUGAUCUAAAAAAUUAAUAUUUUCUCCAAGUAAUUUAAUUAGAUUAUUAUUUUUAGAUGGUGUAUGGUGUCGAUCAACUUCAUGAAUUGGGAUUAUUUCAUAGAGAUUUGAAACCGAAAAACUUUGUAUAUUUUGAGAAACCUAACAAUCAAAAAAUUAUUAAAUUGAAAGACUUUGGUUUCGUAAAAGAAACUACUAAUUAGAAUUUAAAAACUGCUUUGUUGAAACACAAUAUUAUAUAGCACCUGAGGUGAUAAAUUCAACAUUUUAUGACAAAUCAGUUGAUAUUUGGACUUUGGGAACAAUUUGGUAUGAAAUGCUUACAAACUAUUUUAUGGUAAUUUAUAUUGAUAAUCUUAGGUAAUAGUUAAUCCCAAAUAUUUGAUUAAAUAUUACGUAGUAGUCAACUAAAUUUAAAUUAAAAAAUUUAAAACAAACAAAAUAUUCAACAAAAAGAAAAAGAUUUAAUUAAAAAGAUGCUUAAAAAUAUUCCUGACUAAAGAAUAAAAUUGA